AUGGAUUCAUUGCCUACUGCAGAUUUGGUGCCUGAACUGAACAAGGAGCAAGGUCCGAAACCCACCCUACAGAGGAAGGACCCUGAAGAUUUGGUGCCUGAACUGAACAAGGAGCAAGGUCCGAAACCACCUUCAGAAGAAGGACCUGAAGGUCAGCAACGAGGUGGAAUGCCACGAGGUGAACCCCAACAACAGGCCGGAAUGUUGCCCCAAGGUGAACCUCAACAGCAAGCAGCGCCUCCUGAUUCUCAACAGCCGGCACCGCAGGAAGAAGGUAAGCUUGUUCAACAGUGUUCGUCAAUUUUCGCGCUGAAAUAA
Molecule: messenger RNA, 318 nt
Organism: Cooperia oncophora
Lineage: Eukaryota; Metazoa; Nematoda; Chromadorea; Rhabditida; Trichostrongylidae
Source: the annotation of a GenBank genome assembly